AUGUCGAUGAUUUCUUUAAAUAUGCUGCAAAGCAGACUUGAAAAACUACCAACAUACUUGAAUAAAGAGAGACUUCCUAAUCUGUUGGCAAUAGCUCGGGAUUUUCUUGCUAUACCUGCUUUAAGCAUUGCAUCAGAACAGAUGUUUAGCUAUGCAGGUCAUAUUAUCGAUUAUAGGCGUACUUUAUUAGACCCAGAUACAAUAGUUGCAUUAAUGUGCCAAAGAAAUUGGUUAAAUAUGGCAGAUAAAUUUUGUUGGGAUUUAUAA
Dentiscutata erythropus is the source of this 267-nucleotide messenger RNA. The record is from the annotation of a GenBank genome assembly. NCBI's taxonomy places the organism in Eukaryota, Fungi, Glomeromycota, Glomeromycetes, Diversisporales, Gigasporaceae.